AUGGACUUCAUUUUCGACAGCUAUCACAUCCAGUCGGCCGAGGAACAUAACACCAUCAACCUGGAGCUACCCCUGCAACCCCUCCAACGCGCGCUGCGCUCCGCACUCAACAGCACCUCGGCCUCGCUGCGUCUUACCAAAAAGGACGGCAUCCCUGUGCUCUCCUUGACAAUCACCACCACCACCAACGCGUCGGCGGGCUCCGGCCUGCCCGGCCGCGGCAACUCGGCCUACGCUGGCCUCGAGAACGACCCCUUUGAUGACGAUGACCAAGGUUUUGCCGCCGAGCACCUGGAGACCUCCCUGCGCCGCGAGCGCGAGAAGAUCAUCACCCAGGACAUCCCCGUGCGCGUGCUGCACCCGGAGACGGUAGAGACCAUCAUGCAGCCUACGGUGCGCGAGACGGAUGUGCACAUCACCAUGCCGCCCUUGCUGCAGCUCAAGGCCAUCUCGGACCGGUUCACCAAGCUCGCCCUCGCGUCCGGCACGAGCUCCCGCGUGAGCCCCAAGCUGGAGCUCAGCGCCAACAUGUUUGGGAAUCUGAAGCUGCGCAUCGUGACGGAAGCCGUCGACGUCUCGAGCACGUGGUCGGGCUUGGUCAACCCGGAGCUGGACCCUACGCAGCUGGAGAUGCCGGUCGAGGAGCACCCGAGCGUCAAGUUCAAGGAGGCCGGCCCUGACAAAUGGGCGACAGUGAGGGUCGACGGAAAGGACUGGAGCCGUGUUUUGAGCGUGGGGAGGCUGGAGGGUAGGGUCGUGGCGGCUUUCGCCGACGACCAUGCCUUGAUAUUAUAUGUCUACGUACCGCAGUACGAUGACGCUUCGGCGGAUGAUGCUGUUCUGACUUACUAUGUAACAUCCUUCAGCACGUAA
Colletotrichum higginsianum IMI 349063 is the source of this 873-nucleotide messenger RNA. Its product is annotated as Hus1-like protein. The transcript is spliced from 2 exons. The record is from RefSeq and is a predicted model, not a curated record. The coding region runs from base 1 to 873 and encodes 290 amino acids. Lineage: Eukaryota; Fungi; Ascomycota; Sordariomycetes; Glomerellales; Glomerellaceae. Gene Ontology annotation, biological process: nucleotide-excision repair; double-strand break repair via homologous recombination; telomere maintenance. Gene Ontology annotation, cellular component: site of double-strand break; checkpoint clamp complex; nucleolus.